Messenger RNA from Trametes versicolor FP-101664 SS1, 1266 nucleotides. RefSeq lists its product as uncharacterized. The transcript has a single exon. NCBI's taxonomy places the organism in Eukaryota, Fungi, Basidiomycota, Agaricomycetes, Polyporales, Polyporaceae. The coding region runs from base 1 to 1266 and encodes 421 amino acids. The record is from RefSeq and is a predicted model, not a curated record.
AUGUUCACUCCGGAAGGUGUCCGGCUCGACGUCCUGUGCAUUGAUCUUGCUCAAUACCCCAAAAUCUCCGACAUCGCUAUUCGGUACACCGAACACAAUACAUGGCUCGAUGCAUAUGCUGUCGACCACUGCCUGCAGCGAGGCCGUACCCGAUCCCUUGCUGUCCUCCGCUGUAAAGACGGUGUGGGAAGACUCAUGGCUAUCCCCCUCUUUCAUCCGACGUCCAGCUCCAGCAAUGCGACGUCCAGCUCCGGCAAGCAGCAUGGCGUAUCCAUCGCCACCCACAUGCGAUGCAGCAGCUCGUGUGCUGGAAAUCCGUCCUUCCGUCUCAUCCGUCUAUCGGCCUUCGCACUAGAGACCAUACGAGACCGCCACCUCCUGUCACGCCAGCCCGCCACGGUAUUCUUCCUUCACAACUCAGGAUCGGAAAUUUUCUCUGCGCUACCUGCGCUCAGAUCCAACUACAUUGAUCUUUCGGAGAAGUUGUGGGAUAAGCGAAGCAUGACCCGUUCGGGCCCCUCCGAUUCCGAUUCCGAGUCCCCCCAACCGCCCACGCCGUCCCAGCGAGUCCAGCUUGCGCCUGCAUGCGAGGAAGAAUUGCUCCUCCUCGGGUUCCAGGUGUCCCCCUUGACUUUCGUAUGCUCGCGGGGCCAGAAUGAGGUCCUUGUAGAGACCGUGCUGUCAUCGGGCUUACUCGAGGGGACGUCACGCGAGCCGUUCCGGCAACACAUUCGAAUCAAACUCGUCAUCAGUCGCCCUGCUGGUGUAUUUGGCAGCCUGAGACUCCAACUCUCUGUAGCAAACAACUUCCAUUUUCCUCCAGAGCAGGACCAUACCGGCCUUGAAGGAGACGUCCAGGAAGGGAGCCCCAUAGAUCUAUGGAAGAUUGCAGCCGCCGACAUCUGCGCAUUCGACUUCCAGCCGCCUCUUUGCACGAUCGUGGACGCACCCUCCGCUGACAGUGCUAGUAGGGACGGUAGUCGCACGCUAUCCGUCUCCCAGUAUGUGACGAAGACUCGCCGGACAAUCGUGCGCACACAGCAUAUCAUCCACGGUUACUGGAAUAGGCAGUACACGCGGUGGAUGCAUCUGCUCGACAAGCAUGUCGUGCGGGACAUGCGGCUCGCGCUCGAGUGUCCGUGGGAGGCGUUUGACGAGAAUGCCAGCCCCGGGACUCCUGUGCUUUGGCUCUCUGUCGAGCUCUCUGAGGCUUACCGCAUGGCCUCGGACGUAAGGCUGCAACUUGAGUCUCGUGAUACUUGGUGA